Molecule: messenger RNA, 3635 nt
Organism: Anopheles nili
Lineage: Eukaryota; Metazoa; Arthropoda; Insecta; Diptera; Culicidae
Gene: Drat
Exons: 4
Coding region: 849-2162 (437 amino acids)
Biological process (GO): alcohol metabolic process
Molecular function (GO): alcohol dehydrogenase (NADP+) activity
Source: RefSeq, a predicted model, not a curated record
GUUAAGUCGCAACCCAACCACCCCCGGAGUGAAGAGUUUUUCCCCCGUGCUUGGGUCCCGUGCGCAGUAAAAUCGUGUUCGUUCUUAUCGUUUGUGUGUUUUUGUUUAGUGGCGGUCGUGUUUGCUUUGUCUCCGCUCUUGGUUCCCAGCGAUAGAAAAGUGUGACGUGUGUGAAGGGCAUUUAACUUUUGGGCUGUUGCAUCAAAACAUAACCCACCCCCAUCAUCUCACCUGCUUCCGCGGGCACAAGAGCGAAAGGAUCCCGUCACGAAGUGGCAAAGCGUCGAGUCCUGAACGAAGUCAAUAGCACCGUUUCGCCAGGAACCUAGCAAAAAUCCCUACAGCGAAAAGCGAAAGGAAACCCUUAAAACGCCGCGAAAACAAACCCUCCUGCGAGCAGCACCAAAAAAAAACGAAGAAAACAUAAACAUACCAGGACGUGUGUGGGUGUGUGCGCGCGUGAGUGAGUGUGUGCGUGUUUUUCUCGUCGACAGACGGGUGUGUUUGACCUGCGACGAAUUUUCAAAUGCGAAAGCGUAGCACUGGGAAGUCGCUUCAAGGACAAUCGCAGCAACCCGAGAGUGUUUGCCAGACGGAGCGAAAACAACAGGACGUCGAGUACCUGUGACGGCUGUCUGUGGCGAUAAGCUGUUUCUGACCCUGUCGAAAGUACAUCCCAAACGGGGCUAAGUCGGCGAAAAAUUGCGUUUUUGCCCAGUGCCAAAUUGAGUCCUAGUGAAGCGGUAAAACAAAGACAACUCGCGAGAAACCGGCUUAGAACUAGAGCCUUGUAAAACUGACAAAUAAAAAACCCGCUCCAGUGAACUUUGCAUAGUGUUGCCAAGGAGAUGGCUGUACAAGUGGAUAAUUUGUUACUAUCGGAUAUUGGCCGUUCAAUUUCGUUGGACACCGCGACACGCCUCAGAAACGCCGCCAUGAGUAAGCUAAUCCGCCAGGUGUCGAUCGAAACGCCGGCCUCGAAGCUGAAGGACUGCGUGCUGAAUCUGGUGGUGCCGGUUCCGGACACACCGGCGCAGGGUGCACGAAUCCUGGUGGUGUACGCCGGUGCCUGUUACCGCAAAAACCAGUCGAGCUCGAUCUCCUCGAUCAGCAGCCAGUUGUCGGAUACGGGCGAUAUCACGACUUCUCUUCACUUGCUCGCCAAGCAGAUGCAGAGUGGCAGUUUCACUAGCAUCAGCGAGGAAGGCCCGGACAGUGUACCGGUGCAGCAUCACCAGACAUCGGUGGCGAUCCAGCACAACCCACAGUCCCAUCAGGGCGUCCGUGAUGGAGCGCUGUUUCCCGGCUUUGAGGUAGCCGGUGUCAUCGAGUCGUUGGGUUGUGAGCUGAAGGCGGAUUGUGGCUUUAAGGUUGGCCAACGUGUGAUCCUGUACCCAUACGAGGGCGUUCCACACGGCUACUCGGAGUUGAUGGUAGUACCGGACCUGAUGUAUCUGAUCCCGAUCCCAGAUGAGUUGUCGCUGAGCGUUGCAGCAACCCUACCGACGGGAGCCUUGCUCGCCCAGAGUGCCAUCAUUGCCGCGCACAAGAUCGUGGAUGAUCUGCUCUCAACCCGACCAGCCGAGAAGGUGAAGAUACUGAUCGUCGGUACGGGCGGAUUGGCCCUGUGGGCCGUGCGUAUUGCCGCGCAGCAUUUCUACACACCAACCACGAAGGACAAGAUACAGAUCACCGUGGCUAGCCUGCGGGACGAGGGCUUCCUGGUGGCGAAGAAAUGUGAACGAGUAAACAUCGUCCAGUGGAAUGAGGAUCUGUACGAGAAGCAGCUGAUCGAGCGCACGCACGACGCCUGCGAUGGGUUGGUGGACAUCGUGAUCGAUUUCGGAACCACAUCACGCAGCCUGCACCGGUCGAUGCAGUGCCUAACGAAGGAUGGACACAUCUUCAUCAGUGACGAGGUGGCAGAGAAGCUGCUGCCCAAGUUCAGCAAGCGUGCCGAGGAGCGUGGACAAAAGAUCGAGGCCGUACCGACGGGUACGAUCGAACAGCUCCACGAGCUGGUGAAACUAGUUUCUUCCAACGAGAUUGAACCACCGCCACACUCAGUAUUUCCCUCGGAUCAGGCCGCGGAAGUGGUACGCAAGCUGGCCAGCUCGGAGAUUCCCGGGCGUGCCAUCCUCAAAUUCCAUGAUAUUGAGUAAGCACACAUCACCUCUCGGGUCCCCACCGAAUGCAGAAGGAGGAACGCAAAUUCUCAACCUCUGCCCACCUUUAUGGAGGGGGGGCAGAUGGUGCGGACGGAGUCGGUUUUUUGUUUAGCAAGGUUUCCCCUUCUUCCCAGUCCCGCAGCGGCUCCCAAACCUCUCCCCUUAACCAUAUCUUUCCCGCGACAAAAGGAUUCAUUUUAGUUGUAAGCAAACAGCUGCAGGAAUGGAGCUAAGGACAGCGAAAUCAUAAGAAUCGUUAACCCAGUCGAGACCCGCGUAAAGGCACAAGUAGAAAUCGCAAAGUUUUGGUUCGUGAAAAUUCAAGUAUGUUGAGGGAACGAGCGGCAGCAAUCUCCUGACGAACAUGCGUAGGAAUAUGAUACCGACGGUGGAAAGAAACAGACGUUCAUUUGUAUCGAAUGGAUUACUUUAACUGUCGCCAAGGGCUCCUCGCAUGGUUAGCUGAAUUCACGGAUCGAUAGGAUGGUCUAGCUUGAGUGUUGCGACAUGCAAGUGUUUAAGUGUUUUUUGUGUAUCGUCAGGAGCCUCAACCGGCUAGAUAGGCAACAUUUUCCCGCACCACACAUUGUCGUCUAGCGAUCGCAAAAAAAAAAAAACAAAAGCAGUAAUCAAUUUUCUCAGCGGUAACCGCGAGGAGUAGGAGAUUGUUUUUUUUUCGUCCUUACAUUGCCCUUGCCAUUAAAAGCCAUCUAUGUCAAAUUGUUUCACACAGUGGAGCCAUGUUUACUAAUGGCGAACACAAAACUGUGUGACUUGUUGUGAAUGUGGGCUAGGGGUAAGGUUUGGUAGUUCCCCUUCUUUAAGCUAGGUUGUUUUGCUAAUUUGAAUGUGAUCUAUAUAAGAUGAGUUUUCUGGUUACUUGUUUUUCGGCAAUGGCACUCGCGAAAAAAACCCAUCAUUUAGUAAGGCGUUUCGGGGUGAUAGUGAUUGCAAAAUUGCAAACGAAGGACCUCAUGUGGUGGAGAAACAAAUGCUUAAGAUAAUUAAACCGAAACAAACACAUCAACCCAGCAGCAUACCAGAAUGGUCGAUAAACGAGACAAGCCAUGUUGAGCGGAUGGAAAAGCAAUUGUUAAUAUGCAAAAAGUGAAGCAAGAAACACAGCAAUGUAUGCUCUUGGUUCGCCGGAUGUAAACGAAAUUCAACGGUGCAGCAAGGAGCCGAUAUAUAACUAACUAUUAACAGUGUGGCUAGAAUGUUACGCACUCACGCAGGUAGAGAGACAAGAGACAUUCGGAGGACACUUAGUUCGUGCGGUUUUCUCCUUACUUCCCUGAUCCUCGGUUUAGCGUUUAGUUGAUAACUUAAUAGCUUGUAAAAGUGCGAGAUAGGGCGUUGAACGAAGCGGAUGAAAUGAAGCAAGCUUAAGAGAACGAAUUAAUGCAAAGUGUAUUAUUGGUAAUGAGUUAUAAAAUAAAGAACUGUAUAGGAGUUACAAGACAUAUG